AUGGGACGCCAUUCAAAGAAGAAUGUUUUGGCAGUGGUGUUUCUCAUUGGAGUAAUGUACUUUCUUAACUUCCUACUAUUUGCACAGGGCUGGAUCAUUUCACAUCCGAUUCCAAAUGAGUUAACUUUCCAAGCAGAGAGGUUGGUUAGUAAGGAGUCGUGGGUGGAGCAGGGAGGUUACCUGCCUCUCAAUGUGUCCUAUCGCGUGCUUGCUGGAGCACCAUCUACUCAACAGAGGUAUUUAUCCAUUGGAUUAUCAUCAGUGAUGAGGAAGAAGGGCAGCUACCUAAUCCCCACCUUGGAGUCCCUCUUCUUCCAGUCAUCUCCUGAAGAGCGCUCUUCCAUGGUGGUGGUAGUGUUGCUGGCAGAUUUUGAUGUCAGCUGGAGAGUGACCACAGCGAGGGAGAUCAAAACUCUAUUUGCUUUGGAGCUAGAACAGGGCCAGCUGGUGGUCCUCCAUGUUUCUCAGGACCAGUACCCUUCUGUUACAGGUCUAAAGAGGAACUUCAACGACGCUCCAGAAAGGGUAUCGUUCCGCUCCAAGCAGAACCUGGAUUACUCCUUCCUGAUCCACUACAGUGCCAGUCUAGGCAGAUACUACCUCCAGCUAGAGGAUGACGUCUCCGCCGCAAAAAAUUUCCUCUCCACCAUCAGGAGGCGCGUUGCGGAGCAAGAAGCGAAGAAGACCACCUGGGCAAUGCUGGAAUUCUCAGUCCUCGGCUACAUUGGCAAACUCUACAAAUCUGCACAUCUUCCUCUCCUGGCCCGGUUUCUCUUCCUCUUCUACCAGGAAAUGCCUUGCGACUGGUUAAUGGCUCGCUUCCGAGAGUUGCUGACACAAAAGGAACCAAUCAUAUUCAAACCCUCACUGUUCCAACAUAUGGGUACUUUCUCCUCGUUCCAAGGGACAUACAACAGGCUAAAGGACAAGGACUUUGAUGAGGUGUUCUACACCAAUCCUUCAGCUGAGGUUUAUUCUGAUAUGUCCACCUACAAGAAGCAAUACCCCAAACUGGCCUGGGAUCGUGAGGGAUUUUUCUGGGGACGCUCCCCAGAAAAUGGAACUUAUCUGACUGCAGUGUUCACGGACCCUGCAGUAGUGACGGGGAUAUUUGUAGAAACGGGAUCAGAGGGCAAAGACCUCCUUAAGUCAGCUAAAGUGGAGAUAGGCCGUGACGUGAUUACCACAGAGAAAGGGGAGAAGAGUUGUAAAGAGUUUCAGUCAGUAGGGACGUUAGAGAAUGGGAGGUUUGAGAAGCGAGAGAUGGACAAAAAGUAUAUCUCUACCUCUUCUUGUCUAAGGAUAAAAGUCACAGCUGGGCAGAAGGAUUGGGUGAUCAUCAAGAAAAUCAGGAUCUCAACAAAGUUGAGUACAAUUCCACACCAAAGCAAGGAGUGAAGUUUUUGUCUUCCGGACAGAUAAACGUUUUUUAUUAUUUGACCUGUUGGAUCUUGUAUGCAAGUUGAACAUGUGACUUUUAUGCCUUGUUAAACAUGAAACUGUGUGAAACUACUGUUAAUAAGAAAACGUUUGAUUGCUCUUUGGUAAAUGGACUGUUCUUGUACAGAUCUUUUCAAAGUCUUCAACCUCUCAAAGCUCUUUAACACUACAUGUUGUCGGGGAAAAAUCCUAACUUGUCCUUCUGACAGUAACAUAUGUAACUUCGGGACAUCAAUGAUGACCGACAUGUCCUGGGUUCAUCUUAGUGGACAAGCCAAACAUAUGGAUCAUAGAGGGUCAGGGCAGUUGAGAUAGAGAAACUGUAUCGUCAUCGUUGUGUUGUUGAGUAGAUCAAACACAGUUAUUUGUCUACUAAGCUUUCGUAAACGUCAAAGGACGGAGAUCUUGGUCUGAAACGUUAGCAGUAAUUUCUGACAACCUUACGAGAAGGCUCAGAGAUUCCUGUUCCAUUCAGCUGAAUGUUUCAAGACUUGUCUGUACUAGGGCUCAUGGUUGAUUCCUUGUAAACUUGUU
Molecule: messenger RNA, 1974 nt
Organism: Cyclopterus lumpus (lumpfish)
Lineage: Eukaryota; Metazoa; Chordata; Actinopteri; Perciformes; Cyclopteridae
Product: alpha-1,3-mannosyl-glycoprotein 4-beta-N-acetylglucosaminyltransferase C-like
Exons: 4
Coding region: 1-1398 (465 amino acids)
Biological process (GO): protein N-linked glycosylation
Molecular function (GO): acetylglucosaminyltransferase activity
Source: RefSeq, a predicted model, not a curated record